CUGCGCCGAGUCCUGCCCGCCGCCGCUGCUGCUGCACGCGACUGUCGCUCAGCUCCACUAAUACGCUCGACGACGUGAUCUGCCUGUCUGGCAUCCCGUGUCGCAAUGCCCGACAUCGACCCCGCGGCUUUGAGCAGCCGCCCAUCAGUAAAUCUUUCCACGCCGACGCUUUCCACCAAAUCCAUCACUGUACAACCUCCCGGUUCUGUCAAAGCCGCCAAAACAAGUCAGAUCAUACCCGCCCGCAUUGACCUAGAGCCGCUUUAUACCGCCUUGAAGCAGGCCAUCGGCCCGGAAGCAUGGGUCAUCUACAAGGAGUCAACCACAGAGUUUCUCAUCGGUCGAUUGAAUCAGACCGAAUACUCAGAACGGAUCGAUCCUAUCCUCACAUCUUCCAAUGGCGAAAAGGAACACCUCCAUAAUCAGCUAAUUGCUGCGAUAUACGGCAAUGUCACAAGGGAGAUGCCCGACCAGGGGCUUGCCACUUGGGUCAGCGCCAACGACAAGCCCACCGCUCCUGUCGGCAGUAAGCCUGUAUCUGGAGAUGCGGCGGAGCGUCGUCUGAAGGGCGACGUGAUGCAGUUGCCCACCAAAGACCGUCGGCGUAUCAAGGAUUUGGUUGGAAAUGACUUCGACCCCUACGAGAGCCUCUCCAAUGUGUUCCUGGAUCACCACCGACGACAGCCCAAGCCGGCCGACGUACCACCUAGCGCAGGGGGCAUUGGUGGUAUCAAUAAGAUGAAUUUCGAUUUGGAGAUUCGCAAGCGCUUUGCGCAACCAUUGGCCGGAGAGUCUGGCGAGUUUCCCGAUGCCCCUGUAGUCGAAGGCAGAAUGCUGCCGUUCUGCUACGAGGCUGGACUCACGAGCGGUCACGUCCAGGAUGCGCCACACUUCAUGACAGUUGCGACCGAAACAUUCAUCAAGGAAUCACUGGCCGCCAUAUUUGCCAAGACAAAGAGCAACGGCCCUGGAGAAGGCGCCACCGCUGGGUUUGGAGCGGGUACGCAAUGGAUCCAAACCCAUAAGUACCGACACCAGCUCGUCAAGGAGGAGGAUGCAGCCCUGCGAGGUGACCUCACACGCGAUAAGAGCGGUCUUCUACCUAUUGAGUCGAAGGCAGCAAGCGAGCGUGGACCCCUUGGCAUGGCCGACGUACGGAUUGCCUUGGAGAUGGCCGAUAGCGGCUUAGCGCAGUUCCCUAUCAUCAACACAGCCAUAUCGUAUGGCUACCGUGAAGGAGAGCUCGAGAAUUGGCACGAUUACACAUGGCUCCCGGGUCUCGAACCUCCUGGAGCCAAGAAAGAAGCUUCUGAUAUCAAACCGGUGAUCACAGAGCAGCUGCCCAACGGCCACGUCGAUGCAAUGGAAAUUGACUCGGAGCCCUGGUGGGAAGGUGCAGAUCCUCAAGAUAUGAGCUCCCUUGACUCUGUUCUUGAUUCGUGUCUUGCAGUUGGAUCAUAGUACGGACAACCACCGACACGGUCAUGGGUUACUAAGAGAGACAAGGUGUACGCCAAGCGCUUUCUCAAGGGUAUCCAUCCCGUUUACAAAGAUUGGGGGCGCUUGUGGGGCUGGAAUAAAAGAUCACUUCGAUCACGUCGAAGCCGAAAGGGUUGAUCGAGGUGUCCUCAUGACACCGUCGAAGACCAUGGUUUCCAGCAUCGAACUUUCAUCAGCAUUGGCAUCAGGCAAGGCGUCAUUGGGUUUUCGCCAUUUGGCAAGUUUGGUCGGUUUUCCUUUUCAUCGUGCUUUAUCCUGAGUGGAAGGAUAACUGGGGGCGGCACACUUUGUGCACGCUUUCGUCGAGUAACAAAGGGGCAGGGAGUUCACGGUUG
Messenger RNA from Colletotrichum godetiae, 1835 nucleotides. Its product is annotated as transcriptional regulator of RNA polII, SAGA, subunit-domain-containing protein. The transcript is spliced from 4 exons. Gene Ontology annotation, molecular function: transcription coactivator activity. The record is from RefSeq and is a predicted model, not a curated record. The coding region runs from base 106 to 1461 and encodes 451 amino acids. NCBI's taxonomy places the organism in Eukaryota, Fungi, Ascomycota, Sordariomycetes, Glomerellales, Glomerellaceae. Gene Ontology annotation, biological process: regulation of transcription by RNA polymerase II. Gene Ontology annotation, cellular component: SAGA complex.